This is a messenger RNA of Oikopleura dioica, 1914 nucleotides long. The record is from the annotation of a GenBank genome assembly. NCBI's taxonomy places the organism in Eukaryota, Metazoa, Chordata, Appendicularia, Copelata, Oikopleuridae.
AUGUCGGAAGAGAAGGAAGUUAAGCUUUGGGAGGACGACACGGAGAAGUCUUACGAUCAACCAGAAACUGCCAGAAGUCAAGAACAAAAACGACGAAAGAGACGUAGACGACGAAACCAUCAAGAGCUUCAAGAGAAUCGUGGCUAUUUGAAAUCUGAGGAUUUCAAGCAAAAGAUCGCAACUUUGAAAGAAGAAUUGAAAAACUUGCAAAAACGCUCAGACGAAAAAUCGAAGCAACAGGCCUCCGAAUCGAACGAGAAUCUGACCAAACAGUUCGACGAAAAACUAGAACAAGCGAAGAAGAAACUUGCGGAGAAAAACGGAGAAAUUAAAAAUAUCAAAACUCGCGCAAAUGACAAAAUAUCCGAACUCACGCAAAAUAAUUCUUCGCUUCAAAAAACAGUCGAAGAACUUCGAGAAAAAUUGAAGUCGACGGUUGAGGCAAAUGAGACAAAAGUUUCAGAACUUGAAGAUAGAAUUACUGGAGUGACGAAUCUUUGCUCAGAGCUUGAAAGGGAAAAGUCUGUUGAGGUUCAGAAAACUCUUGCUCAAAAAGAACUUAUUGAACAGGACGACAUCAAACAGCUGUCACUCGAGCUCGAGGAGACUAAAAUCAAGCUCGUAAAAAAGGAUGUAGAGGAGAAAUCAGCGCCAAAGGCUCAGCCGGUCGGAUUUGCGGAUGAGCUGAAGGACGAGAUCAAAAGUCUCAAGGCGACGCUUGUCACAGUCAGGAGGGAGAAAGAAAAGCUCAAGCAGCAAAUCGACGCGAACAACGAAGAGCACAGGAUAAAACUAGAAUCAGUAAAGAUUUCAGCGGAUCAGCAAAAAAUCGACUCCGAAAACCGAGCCAACGAAAAAAUCGCAGAAUUCGAAGCCGAAAUUGCCCAAAUGCGAGAACGAAGUCAGAAGAUUCUGGCUGACAAGGAUAACGAAAUCGAAAUUCUGAGAAAACAAAAUGAUGGAGCUGAAAACGAGCAGCCGGAUUCAGUUGGUCAACUUAUGCAAAAUGGGGAUGCUAAUAUUGAUACUGCCUUGAUUAUGUUUGCCGAACAGCUUUCCCGAAAAGACGUUGAAAUCAACAUGCACCGGAGCCGGCGAAACGAGCUAGAAUCGCGCAUCCGCGGUCUCCAAGAAAAACUCGCCGAGUCCCAAGAAGAAGUUCAUUCUUUCAAAGAAAAGAUUCAAGCCCAAGAGCGUGACGACCAGGGUUCGCAAAUUCUAUCCCCGAUUCCGGACAUAAAAGAAAUCAACGAAGAAGACGACGAUGAGGAAGACAGCCCUAGCCACAUGGACUUGUCUUCCAUCGUCGCGGAAUUGAAGAAACUGGAAGAAUUCAGCAUCCAAUUCCAGGUCAAAAACGUCGGCAUGAAUUUUGAGUGGGGCUUUUUCACGUUUACGCAACGCGAUGCUCUGAUUAUUUCUUCGACAAUGCGAAAAUGUCCACAGCUGAAAGUGCUUCGUCUGACGGAAUCGCCACUGGACGAUGGAAACGCUCGGAUCAUCGUAAAAUCUCUUCUCAAACACCCGAACCUUCGCGUUUUGGACUUGCGAAGAAAUCAUCUCAGAUUCUCGGCUGCGAGGUCGAUCGGAAAGCUUGUAUCGACGGUGAAUACGCUCGAAGAGCUCAUCCUCGAAGACAAUAAGAUCGGAGACGAAGGCGCUGGGGCAAUUGCUAAAACAGCCAAAAAAGACAAUCUCAAGCGAAUGAUUUGCUGCAAAAUUGUUGUUGGCUUCAUUGCAGCUCUCGUUAUUUUAGCAGUUGGAUUUGCUGGUUUCAUGGCUGGCUACCGCGUCGGUGCUGAUUUGGACGUCGAUGGAGUUGACGACGAUGCUGCCUACAGAGACGUAUUCGAUCCGUUCGACCCCGACAACGAAUUCAUCACAAGCAGAGAAGGGCAACAGAAUCUCGGAUAG